CCUAUUACAACGGACGAUGAUGUUGAUGAAGAAGAGUUUGAAAUAAAAAAUGGCGGCUGGUCUGAAAGAGAAGGAGCUCGCGCGACUUGUUUAUGAUGCUUUACAGGUUGCAUCUUGUCCACUGGUGGAAGGUCUGUACUUGGAGGAAGAAGACAGCAUGCUGCAGCUGCUGUGCACUCCCUCUCAGCACCGCACCGACAUAUUGACGUGGAUCUGCAGCAGUAUCAACCCACAUUUCGCCACUUCCAAGGCGACGUCGGUCAGAUCCAGAGACGUGAAUGUUCUGAUGAAAGGUGACAUUUAUAAAGAAUUGGCCUUGUUUGGGCAGGAGCUGAUGCUGUGCAAAGCAGGGGACCUGGACCUGGUCAGGGGUGACGCGAGUCUCUGUCGCCAGCUUCGGUUCCUGGAGCAGCUUGUGUCGCUGCUCCCAGGCGAGAAGAGUUCUGCAGGUCAGAGAGUGGACGGAGAGCUGCUACUGAACGAACUCUUCACCGCAGAGAAUCUGCCUCACCUCACGCAAAUGCUCGAACCGACAUUCGACCCCUGGCCUGCGCACAUCAAGGCAUUAUGCAAAGGUACCAAAUCCUCUGAUACGCCGAGCAAAGAAGAGGAUACUGAUGUUGCUGCCCUCCUUCAAGUGACUCAGUCAGCACUGGAGCAGCUACAGUCUGAGUGCGAGUUCCUGAAAGUAAAGGAGCAGAGUCCUGGCGUUUUCUCUCCCAGCUCAUUGCGCGUGGCGGCGGGCGACCUCCAGCAGCUGAUGGCGACUUUCAGCCACGUUUAUGAAACCGAUUUGAGGUCUUACUGCAACAGAGAACCUCCCAGCUUCAGCACAGAGACCGAUGUCUUCCAGAGAGUGCACCGACUGCUGCUGGCCUGCAACACGGAGUUGGAAAUGUUUAAUGAAGUAUUGGAAGCUUCUGCCUCCAUGAAGGAGGAAGUGAACUUGCUACAAACGCAGCCUCGGUACUGGAGGAGAGGGGAGAAGCACACGCUACAGAACCAACUGACAGAACUUACAAAGCGGAAUCGAGAGUUUCUCUCCCUGAUUCGGUCAUGAUGGACAGGAGCUGAGACCAUCGGGCCGUAAAACACUCGGAACAACUCGGUUAUACUGAAGACGGUCUCAUCUGUCCUUGUGCUAAAAAUGUUGUCGCCGUGAACGUCAGACGAAUGUUGACCAGUGAGAGCGACACACUUCCAGCUCAGCGUCUCUCAUCUCAACAAAGUCAGUGCAGACAUAGGUGGUUUACAGCUGAUGGACUAAUUUAUAUGACCAGAAUUUAACAUUUGCCUUAACUUAUAUUGUCCUUUGAAAUCUUAAUAAAUCAAAGUAUUUUUUAAAUGUGAUAUAUAUGAUGUCGGUGAACAACGUGCCACAUAAUAUAUAUAUAUAAAUACUUAAGCCAUUAUUAGAUGAUGUGUCAAUGCAUCACACGUUUAAUUCCAUGUGUUUUAAAUUGAAACAGCCUCAUAUAGACCUGCUCAGUAGCUGUCAGUAAUAAAUGCAGGUUUUAAUCCAUCAGCCAUUUGUUCCAUACCAAGCCGAGACUGAGAAACACUGCUUUUUAUGAAUCUUCCAAUUUAAUAAAUCCAAUCUUUUAGCAGCCAAACAUGCUCUAUUUUUUCUUUUUCUGUGUCUCUUUUAAAUCCAACCACCGCUACUACCAUUUCUGUGAAUAUUUUUAAGAUUGAUGUGAGUGGGAAACACUUUUCUGAAAACUACUCUUAUGAAUUAUAAAUCAACUAUUUAAGUUCGGUAAGGAGGAAGUUAAGUAUUUGCUAAUUCAAAAUCGUUGCUUCUACAUUGUUUAGUAUCAGUUUAAAGGUGUGUAAAGUGUUAAAUGUGUAGGACGGUUUUUAAGUGCUUUUUUGGAGGCCAUCAUGUUAUCUACAGAAGCCUCAAAGAUCCAAAGUUAGCCAGAGCGUGUCUUUACAUUGUGUUCUCAAGAACCUUUUUAAAGCAUAAUGCGUGAAAGAUUGUGAUGUAAACUAUUCACUCACAUUGCCUUGGUUUACUUGGAUUAACUGCCGGAACAUUAGUGUCAGUAUUGAGUUGAACUUUUGUUCAUGUUGUUUUACUAAUUUUGUGGGCAUUUCUCACAUUUGGGUUGUUUAAUUGUAUGUUUUUAUGUCUAUUUUAUGAGCAUACUAUGUGCAUACAACACUUGGGUGCAACUGUUUGAAAUGUGCUUUAUAAAUAAAGUUGGAUUGGAUUGUAAAAACAA
Molecule: messenger RNA, 2228 nt
Organism: Solea solea (common sole)
Lineage: Eukaryota; Metazoa; Chordata; Actinopteri; Pleuronectiformes; Soleidae
Gene: haus7
Product: HAUS augmin-like complex, subunit 7
Exons: 9
Coding region: 50-1060 (336 amino acids)
Biological process (GO): centrosome cycle; spindle assembly
Cellular component (GO): HAUS complex
Molecular function (GO): microtubule minus-end binding
Source: RefSeq, a predicted model, not a curated record